GAGGGCCCAACUUUGGAACAUUACAUCUGCCGUGGUGUGCCGCAAGGACCAUGCAGCCCACCGUCAAAGCCAUUGUCAUCAUUGGAUUGGUUGGAAACCUUGUCGUUCCGAGCUAUCCUUUGGUGCACGAUGCGGUUCCUGCCCUGCGUGGAACUAUGGCACUGGCCUUUUUGACUUCCUGUUUUGUCGGAAGCAAUGCCUUUCUUUGUGAAAAGCUUGGUGGACCGUGCAAGUACAACACCGACUGCUGCCACCGGCUCGUCUGCCUCCAGGCGACCAUGACCUGCGAGCCGCGCGGGCCACACGCGCGCCGCGCGCGGCUCUCCCGAACGAGGCCCGCGACGAAGCCGGGAGGAGCCAGGGCGGCGCCCAUGCGAACCACGGCCAUGUAGCCGGGCCGCCGAGAUUGCCAGCAGUCAUGUCUCCACUGCGAUACUCGAAAAGACUAUUUAAAAUGCACCUACAAAUGGUACGCAAACCAGACAAUGCUAUUCAUUAAACGCCAUGUCGCCAACAACAAGUCGGAAAAUUGCCAGCCACAAAACAGAAUGCUCUUGAUUAUGCAUACCGUGAUACUUCUGAACAAAAAUAAAGCAAUGUUUCCUCCGUGA
Messenger RNA from Dermacentor albipictus, 611 nucleotides. RefSeq lists its product as uncharacterized. Lineage: Eukaryota; Metazoa; Arthropoda; Arachnida; Ixodida; Ixodidae. The record is from RefSeq and is a predicted model, not a curated record.